Messenger RNA from Stereum hirsutum FP-91666 SS1, 2147 nucleotides. RefSeq lists its product as uncharacterized. The record is from RefSeq and is a predicted model, not a curated record. The transcript has 2 exons. Bases 69 to 2147 code for a protein of 692 amino acids. Lineage: Eukaryota; Fungi; Basidiomycota; Agaricomycetes; Russulales; Stereaceae.
GUGAGUAUGAUAUACUUAAGGGCUGAGCUCCGUGACAUGGCCACACUCAGUCUGCCAGCUAGUCUUGCAUGUCGAGCGUACAUCGCUGCCUCGUCCAGCUUUCGUUUGCUGUCCCUGCCUCGCUAUCGUUUUGCUUCCAAGUUUCAUCCAUCUCUUUAUCGCUUGCCAAAUCUAUAUUCUCAUUCUUGAUUUUCUGCUGCUAUCGUGUUUUCGUCUUUGAUCUCGUAACCGACUCCGGAAGUUCGACGUCUCCAAAACUCCACGAAAAUAUUUCUAUCCUCCUCGAAAUGAUGUCAUCCAAAUCUGAGGUCUUGUUACCUCCGACAUACGAGUUUCUUUCUCGUCCUCCGCCGAGCCUAAAGCAAAGACAACUUCGACAGCGAGGUUCCGUCAUCCUCACCCCUCGAGCACCUUUCCCUGCCGAAAAUGCUCCGACUAAACCAACUGCCCCUUCACUUUAUCUAACACGGCGCACCCCAAACUCCAACAUCUCUUCAUGGGCAUCCAAAGUCCAGCCCGGUUCACCAGUGCCACCCUCGCCACCCUCCGCUCCGUGCCACCCACCAAACAGCUCCCGUCCACUUCCCCGCUGUGCUUCCCUUUCCCACCUCAACCAUCGUCCCUCCAUCUACGGAAUGAUGUCUCGCGUACCAUCUGGCUCUUUUCUCAACCUUAUGGACACACCCAGCGUCUUCACACCUUUACUUCGCGAAUGCACACACGACCUCACCGCGCUCGGCUACCAUUAUACCGUCGUCAAACUACCUACACCCACCACGCCUUCCCCCAACCUAAACAACUCGACUUCUCCGGAAUUACGAACACCCCGACCCAUCCGCGUGCCAUCUUCUCCAGCUCUGAUGGUUUGCGAGCCCAGCCGCAAGCCUUUCAUUACCCGUUUCCGUAUUCGACCCCGUUCCAAGUCCGCCUCCGGUUCUUCAGCCAUCCAACCCUCUACGCCGAAGAUCAUCCACCCCCUUCAUUCUCCCAUCACGAAACCGCACAGCCCGAAACAUACGGCACUCCGCCAUCGGUCUAAAUCCCCCGCAUCCGGGAAGAGAGCUGCUUCUCUUUCCAAGGAGAAGACUUACCCUCGCCGUCCUCGAGCAAAACAUGUACCGCCACCUCUGCCGCUGGAAUGCCAUCUCGCUCUCACUCAAUUCCUCGACGGCGGGUGUCGCGAAGACAACAUCAAAACACUGAUGCAGGAGACCGCGAAACGGAAUGGAGAGAAGGCUGUGGGCGAACCAUAUAGGGAUGAGGAGGGAGUGGUUUGGGCUGAUGUGGCGGAGAAGAUGGAGUACGAGCCUCUCAUUGACGAGAAGGCGUGUCGCCAUGCAGAUCUUAACUCGGACCAAUGGGUCGAGUUUGGUAAGAGCUCUGAGAGGGGAAGUGGCACUGGUACGACUGCUACCAGCCUGCGGAUGGCAAGCACGGUCGACUCUGACCUCGACCCGCGAUACCUCAUGCCUAUCGAAUAUUCCAUGGAUUCCAGCGUUGCUGUACACAUCCCUCCUCUGUCCAGCCCCUCUCAACCCAGCUCUCCCUCCAUCCGCAUCACGCCGGGUCGCUCCCUGCUCGCUAUCCCCACACGGUCUCGCCGUACAGCCCCCCACCUACGCAAACCUGCUUCCUACGUCACCGACGCUUUCGGCCCUCGCUCACCGCGUUCACCACACUCUUCACAUUCGGCGCGCUCUCCACGCUCCCCUCGGUUCCCUCGUUCGCCUCACUCUCCUUCGUUCAGUCCAUACUCGAGUUCGCCAAGGCCCAGGCCGAAGGGCAAGGCCAGGCGCAGACCAGCGCCGUUGACCAUCGUACCGCCUCGCGUGGAAGGAAUGCGCCCUACCAACUCUCCCAUUCACGUCCAGCCUUGGUUGUUGCGACCUGUCAAUCGUGUGGUCAACCAAAGGGAAAGGGAUGCGUUCAUUGAGGAAUCAUUUAGGCCUGAGCCUGCUUCACAGGCGGAUAUGGAGGUGUAUUUUGACGUGAAAGUGGCGGGAGGCGCGAAGGGGAGAGAGGGCGAGGAUUCGACAUCGAGGAACAAGGCUUCAAGGGUGAACCUGAACCUUGGAUGUGGCGGUGUGAUCAAGGGAUCGUUUUGGUCUCGUAUGGGGAGAAAGGAGACGGGAAGAGUUGAUUCUUGA